Molecule: messenger RNA, 1035 nt
Organism: Helianthus annuus (common sunflower)
Lineage: Eukaryota; Viridiplantae; Streptophyta; Magnoliopsida; Asterales; Asteraceae
Product: LOB domain-containing protein 15-like
Exons: 3
Coding region: 205-921 (238 amino acids)
Source: RefSeq, a predicted model, not a curated record
UUAUAUGUUUUUGUAAGCUGGAUUUUCAUUACUUUCCUUGCCUUUAAAGCACUAUUUUCCUCUACAUCUUAAUGCUUCUUCUUCUACCUCAAUCCUUCAAACCCUCUCUCUCUCUCUCUCUCCUCCUGCUUUCUCUCUCUUCAUUUACAGGUAUCUUGAAUGUCCAGAGAAAGGUACACCAAUCUCCCUCUAUAGAUUUACUUCAUGGAGUUGUAUGAUGAUCCAGGGAAGAGGAUAAAAAGAGAGAUCGAUGCGUAUAUUAACACGACGACUGCGCAAAUGGGAAGGAGACAGAUAUUGGUUCCGGCACCAGGGACUUUGAACACGAUCACACCUUGCGCUGCGUGUAAGCUGCUGAGAAGAAGAUGUGCUGAAGAGUGUCCAUUUUCACCUUAUUUCUCUCCUCAUGAACCGCAUAAGUUUGCUGCUGUUCAUAAAAUCUUUGGUGCUAGCAAUGUCUCUAAGCUGCUCAUGGAAGUGCCAGAAAGUCAAAGAGCAGAUGCAGCAAACAGUUUGGUAUAUGAAGCAAAUGUUAGGCUAAGAGAUCCAGUUUAUGGCUGCAUGGGUGCAAUUUCUGCAUUACAACAACAAAUUCAGUUUUUACAAGCUGAUCUCAAUGCAGUUAGAGCUGAAAUUUUGAGAUACAAAUAUAGAGAAGCUGCAGCUAACACUAAUGACAUUAAUAUUAUUGCUUCUUCCUUGGUUUCUUCCGGCCCCAUCACCGCGGCUCAGCUCUCAACCAUCCAGGCACCGCCUACACCGCCACCACCACAACCAUCCAUUGUUAUCUCGUCUUCUUCUUCGUCGUCAUCCUCAUCGUCUUCUUCGUCUUCGGUUCAUCUUUAUGGAAUCCCUUCUAGCACUUCUGGUUAUAGUACUAGUACAAUUCCUAAUAAUAAUGUAUCAAGCUACUUUGCUUGAUGAUAUGAAACCCUAGUUCAUUCUUUUUUGUUUGUUUUUGUUAUGUAUCAGUUAUGAAAAGAUGACUAUAUGCUUAAACUUAGAAGGGUUUAAAUUAUUUUGUUUUUUGUCUCA